AUUUACCACAAGGUGUUGUGAUUUGUUUUGCUGUCAAAGCAAGAAUUUCUUUUAUUUUGCUGGAAUUUUACACGUACUAUUUCACCCGGUGAUAGAAGUUUUUCAACUAUGGUACGAGUUCUGUUUGUCCACCCAGAUUUGGGCAUCGGCGGUGCAGAACGAUUGGUUGUUGACGCAGCACUAGCUCUCAAAAACAAAGGUCAUACCGUCAGCAUUCUGACAAACCACCAUGAUCCGGAACAUUGCUUCGAAGAGACUAAAGAUGGAAACCUAGCUGUUAUGACUGUCGGUGAUUGGAUCCCCAGAGAUAUCUUCGGAAAGUUUUACGCUGUAUGCGCCUACGCCAGAAUGAUAUAUGCAGCGUUUUACUUCACCUUAUUCUUAUCCAAACGAGAAAAGUAUGAUGUAGUGUUUUGUGAUCUCAUUUCGCUUGGAAUUCCAAUUUUUCGAAUGGCGAGAUCGAGCCCUAAAGUGUUAUUCUACUGUCACUACCCGGAUCAGUUAUUAUCCAAACCAGGAGGCAUCCUGAAACGAUACUAUCGCAUGCCGUUGAACUUUUUGGAGGAGGUAACUACCGCUCAAGCCGAUGGUAUUCUGGUGAAUAGCAAAUUUACUAGUCGAGUGUUUAAAGAAACAUUCAAACGAACCUCUGUCGAUCCGGACAUAUUGUAUCCUUCACUGAAUACUAAAUAUUUUGACGAAACUGUCAUAGAGGAAAAAGAUAAGAUUGCUGGCAUUCCAACGGAGAAUUUCGUUUUCUUAUCCAUAAAUAGGUACGAGCGUAAAAAGAAUUUGCCUCUAGCAUUGCAUUCAUUCCAAAAGUUGCAAUCGUUAAUUUCGCCUCAGCAGUGGAGUAAACUGAUGUUGGUUUUGGCCGGAGGAUACGAUGAACGCGUCCUUGAGAAUGUUGAACAUUUCGAUGAGCUGGAAGAGCUGGCGGAAGAUAUGGGCCUUCGUGCGAAGGUGCGUCUUUUGCGAUCGCCGAAUGAUAGGGAGAAGCUGUUUCUACUCCAACGGGCUCAGGCUUUGGUCUACACUCCUGAAAAUGAACACUUCGGGAUAGUUCCUCUCGAGGGAAUGUAUCUUGGAAAGCCGGUAAUUGCCGCCAACAGUGGCGGACCAACAGAAACCAUUAUCAAUGAUCAAACGGGUUUCUUGUGUGAAGCUCAACCGGAUAGUUUCGCUUCCGCAAUGGCUAAAUUGGUAAAAGAGGAUAAAAAUUGUGUUCGAAUGGGUGAGAUGGGACGCAAACGCGUCCAACAGAGGUUCUCCUUCGAAGCUUUCAGCAUCAAGUUGGAUAACAUUGUAACCGAUUUGGUAGCGAGAACUGACGGACAGAAGAAACUGAAAUAGCAUUGGUUUACAACGUCGAUUUCGGCUUACCUUCUGCUACAAGCCAUGCGACGAGUUAAUAAUUGACCGACACCAGCUCCGUUUCCGGAACAAUACCGAGGAACAUUGUGAUUGGUGCCACACAUUAAUGGUUUUGCCCAGUAAAAGGAUGGAAGAGAAUUAACACCUCUUUAUUCUCCCCUGUGCUAAAAUCCAAGCUUAUUAUCUCUGUGGUAACUCAAAGGUUUACCUUUAUCUAUGCUCACUCAGCAUAGACUCAACAUUAAUGUUGUGAAUUCGUUUUUUAGUAUCAUAUGAAUGUCAGGAUCCAUUGUUAGGUUGAUUAACGUAGUCCAGUUUGAUAUAAUCUUGUAGUUGAUAUUGCAUCUAAUAAACAGUUGCUAAAGUU
This is a messenger RNA of Toxorhynchites rutilus septentrionalis, 1741 nucleotides long. RefSeq names its product alpha-1,3/1,6-mannosyltransferase ALG2 (gene Alg2). The record is from RefSeq and is a predicted model, not a curated record. Gene Ontology annotation, molecular function: alpha-1,3-mannosyltransferase activity; GDP-Man:Man(1)GlcNAc(2)-PP-Dol alpha-1,3-mannosyltransferase activity. The coding region runs from base 109 to 1353 and encodes 414 amino acids. NCBI's taxonomy places the organism in Eukaryota, Metazoa, Arthropoda, Insecta, Diptera, Culicidae. The transcript is spliced from 2 exons.